This is a messenger RNA of Uranotaenia lowii, 1315 nucleotides long. Its product is annotated as omega-amidase NIT2-like. Lineage: Eukaryota; Metazoa; Arthropoda; Insecta; Diptera; Culicidae. The transcript is spliced from 2 exons. Gene Ontology annotation, biological process: L-glutamine metabolic process; oxaloacetate metabolic process. Gene Ontology annotation, cellular component: mitochondrion. The coding region runs from base 391 to 1224 and encodes 277 amino acids. The record is from RefSeq and is a predicted model, not a curated record. Gene Ontology annotation, molecular function: omega-amidase activity.
UUCGUGAAUAGAUCGACAGUUGUUAUGUUGUGAUAGCUAGUCAGCCACCCCGGAAUCGCGCGGAUUCUUUUCUCUCCAGAGUUUUUUUUGUGUGUGAUAAGAGCCUGACCGGGAUCAGUUCGGGAAGCCGACGCGUUAUCAAUCCCGUUUAACCUUGUUCGGUUUAUGGCACAGCCGGUAACGAUCAACCAUGCAACAAUAGGCGUCGCUAGCCUUGUGGAGGUCAUUCGUGGUGAGCGUCUGAUCUGAACUAAGGAUCCUCCGAAUGACCGAAGAUCAUCUUGAAUCUGCCAUCUUCGGAGAUCGUUGCCAGUUGCCAUCGGUUCGUUGACGAGUUGUGAAGUUGAUCGGUUGAUCCGCGUUCCGAGGUAGAAAGCCGCAGCAUCAGCAAUGGUGAUCAAAAUAGCUCUGAUUCAGCUGAAGAUCUCCGGACCAAAGGAGAAGAUCCUCAAGAAUGCAGUGGAUUUGAUCCGGAUUGCCAAGAAGGAAAAGUUCGCUAAUCUGGUGGUGCUGCCCGAAAGUUUCAACUGUCCGUACAAUGAGGCAGAUUUCGAGGCAAACGCCGAAGAAAUUCCGGCAGGAAUGACGAGCCAAGCGCUCAGUCAGGCAGCGAGUGACUUCGGAGUUCACAUUGUGGGAGGAUCGUUUGUGGAGCUGUGCGAUGGGAAACUGUACAACACCUGCACCGUUUGGGGACCGGAUGGCGCUCUCGUUGCCAAACACCGGAAGGUGCACCUGUGUGACACCAAAAUUCCCGGUAAGCUGGAAAUCAAGGAGUCCAAAGUGUUCACCCGCGGCGAGAGCUACACGACGUUCCAAGUCGGAGAGACCCAGGUUGGGCUGGGGGUUUGCUGGGACAUGCGCUUUCCGGAGUUUGCGGCCGCCUACCGGAAGUUGGGUUGCGAUCUACUGAUCUAUCCGGCCGUUUGCGACACCUACACCGGGGAGAUGCACUGGGAGCUGCUGGCCCGGGCCCGUGCCCUGGAUAAUCAGAUGUUUGUGGCGUUCUGUUCGCCGGCCCGAGAUCCCCACGCCACCAUGGUCGCCCAUGGACACUCGCUGGUGGUCGAUCCGUGGGGCCAGGUGUUGCAGACGGGAACCGAAUUUCAGGAGAUCAUCGUGGCCGAUCUGACGCUGAAAACUUUGCCGGAAGCCCGCAGUCAAAUCCCGGUCCUGCAACAGAAACGGACCGACCUGUAUGAAUUGUUGGUGCGGAAGAAGUAAAUGGAAAAUUUUGUUGCCCGUAAUUCGUUACUCUAUUAUAAGGUCAGGUUUUUUUUGUGAUAAUGAAUAAAUACGUACUUUUACACAACUG